AUGUCCACUUCAUCAGAAAAGUGGAUCGAUGGUCUUCAAUUUUCAUCUUUGUUCUGGCCGCCACCGCAAGAUGACCAACAGAGACAGGUAAGGAGAUAGCCCCAGCUCAUGAAAUUCGUCCUCCUUCCGUAUUUAAGUUUCUAUGGCCACCGAUUUGGUGCAUGAAUGACUCAAUUUCAUGUUCUGUGCAACAUAAGUUUUUUUUUCGUUUUUGAAGUUGGCUGUUUUGGCCACCCGACAUUCUGAUGACCCAACAGUACACGUUUUUAACGGGGAAAGAUGAUCCAAGUAUAUUAGAUUGCGCAAAAAACCUUACAUUUUCCCUUUUUUUUCCAACUUGUGUAACUCAAUGGAGCUUUCACAUCCUCCCAACUUGUGCAUCCCCUAUCCUUCCAGCUUGAGACGUCUCACAACUUUAUACAAAUUCUGCAUGUAUUAAGGAUACGUGCACAUAAAAUUUUUGCAGAGAAAACGUAUGCCAGCUUUUCUACACAUUAAUUUUCUGUCAAGAUGAUUGUAUGCAGAAAAAAAUGUAAUUCUUGACUUUAUAGAGGUAUUGAAAUUUUACAGUAUGUAUGUCUCCAUACUGGAGACAGGUAUCCUCCCAAACAAAGAAACAUUCCCUUUCGGAAAUUACUAGGAACUUUCUCCAUGUAAAUUUUCUGUCCACGUGGGGGUGCAUUUGAGAAAAUUUAAGGAAAAAACCUCCAUCGAUUUGCAUUUAUGGUAUUUCUGUAUGCUUGGAAUUAUCGUGCCUUGCUCCCUUUAAUGAGUGGUGAGAAUUUUUUUUUGUCAAAAGAUUCAACGUCCCCCGAACACACUUUUUUUUUCACUGGUUUGCACACUCUGUUCCCCUUGAUCAAAUGAAAACCUUUUACUUAUCAAUUAAUUUCAUUUGAAAAAGAAACAACACUGAAGAAAUCUGUAUCGAUGAUUUUCUUUUUGCUUGAUGUCGAUAUCUUGAAGAUUGACAUCCUUUAGUUCAUCAAACUUGAAUAUUCGGUUUUUUAUAGAAUCCAUCUUCUGGCCGAAAGUAGUUUUGCCCUCCACCCGUCUGAACAAGGACGGUUGACGACGUAGGUGCUUGAAAGGGGAGAAUGCCAAUUUCGCAUCUCACUAUGGUGUCAUUGUUGAUCAUCCCAUCUUGCUGAAUCCCUAUUCCCGUGGGUUAUGCAUCCUUUAAACUUAUGCGCGGUCUUGUUAUCAUGUCUAAUAGUGUCAUAAAAAAAUUCAUGAUCUUGAGUUUAUGCUUAUUUACCUUUUCAAAUAUUAAUUCGGGGCAAAUUGAAGGUGAGUGAGUUAAUUUGCAUCUUUCUACCUGAAUUCCUUAUAUAAUUCUUCGAAGCAUCCUUAUUCCAAGUUUAACUAUGAUAGGAUCACAAGAAGGAAUAGUGGGGGGAAGAAGGGAAUCUCCAUGUCUCAGGAACUCAGAGUCGUCAAAACAUCCACGUGAUUCACUAUUGAUAAAACUACAGAACUAGAGCACUGAAACACAACUCAUCACAAGUCAACUUAUUUUUAUUUGAACCUCAUCAGAAAUUAUAUUAUGUUUGGAAGACUCUUGCUAAUUCUAUCAUUUACUGUCUCAAAGGUUAAAGUUUCAUUCUGAUGCUUUUUAUACCUUUACCUAUUUAAUGAUGCAUAUUUCUGAUUACAAGGCAUAGAGUUUUCUAAUGUAUGUAGUCCCGGCACAAAAAGCCAUGUGAUCUCUGUCUACUAAUUUCUUAAUCCCUAAAUUUGCAUGGCGUUCGUCAAGGCCUUGGUUAUGAUUUUAUAACUGUCAAAAAUGUUGUGAAAAUAUUUAACGCCCAAGGGAAUCUUUUAACAUCCCUCCACAGCCUCCAUGAACUCGUUUUCUUCCUGUAACUCUUAUUUGAUUUAUUCAGAAAAAUGUUAGUUUGUGGAUGAUGUGUCUGCAAAAGUUAAUUUUACAAAGAAUCUCUUCAUUACGGUCCUACACAAUAUCUAAAUUUUCUAACUUAUUUUUAUCUCUUGAAGGCACAAACGAUGGCCUAUGUAGAAUACUUUGUUCAAUUCACCUCAGAGCGAUUUCCAGAAGAUGUAGCACAGGUAUAACUUUUAUAUCAAUUAAUUAAUCAUGGAUGAUCAAAAUCCUCUAGCGUCCGACUAGAUUCAAUUUUCGACAUGAAGAUCUUGCUUUGACAUUUAGAUUAUUUUUUCUCUCAUUUUCAGCUGAUUCAGAGCCACUAUCCGUCCAAAGAAAGGCGUCUAUUGGAUGAAGUAUUGGGUACAUAUCUCUCUUAUGCUUAUGUAUAUUAUAAUGAAGACAAGAUGCUGACGUCUUCUACAUUAAUUUGCAGCGACUUUUGUUCUUCAUCAUCCGGAGCAUGGCCAUGCCAUUGUCCAUCCAGUUCUUUCAUGUAUAAUUGAUGGGACAUUGGUGUACGACAAGAAUGAUGCUCCGUUUAGUUCUUUCAUUUCAUUAGUCAGUCAAAACAACGAGGUAUGCAAUAGUCAAGUAUUCUAUUUUUUUUUCAAAAAUUUGACUGAAAACAUUCAGAAUUUAAAUUAUUAGCGUCACUAGUGUUCUUGUUCCUUGGAAUAAUUGUACACUUUUAGUCUAAGGUUUUAGACUAUUAGAGAAAUUUCAUACUGAUCAAUAGCAGAUAAAAUUUGAAUUAAAUAUAUGUGCCUGCUCUAUUCGUUGGCAGUUGGGUUUGAAUACAUAAAUCAAGUCUGGAAAAAAAACCUUUUGUGAUAAAAAGGCCUAAUCUAUUCGUUACCCGCUAAUUUUUAGUUGCAUAAUCUGUUCUUUAACAUGGUAUCAUAGUUCCUGGUUCCAUCGGGGAGCUAAAUGCUAUUUUUCUUGCUUAUUGUCGUAUCCUAAAAGAAUCAAGCAGCAUGUGUGCUCGUGUGAUUGAGGGGGGGGUGGGUGGGUUGUAUGAUAGAAGAAUCUUAUUGUUGAGGAGAAUAAUUAUUCUGUGGUUAAAUAUAUUUGGCGACUCCACUCAUCGGCAGUUGAUAGCCAAUUCUUUUCGUACACAUAUCUUUUGGUAUUUUAAAACGUCAAUUUUGUGUAUUCACUAGAGAACAUGAUUUUGAACUUCUAGCUGAAUGUUGUUAAGCUCGUUACUUGCAGAAGGAGUAUUCUGAACAAUGGGCUCUGGCAUGUGGUGAAAUAUUGCGAGUAUUGACGCACUACAAUAGACCUAUUUAUAAGGUUGAUCAUCAGGCUGGUGAAGCAGAAAGCCACAGUGGAAGUGGUGCUACCACAAGUGAUUCGAAGGAGAUAGAAACUAUCCGUUCACCUAAGCAGGAGCAUGAACGGAAACCAUUAAGGCCUUUGUCCGCUUGGAUUACUGAUAUAUUGCUGGCUGCACCUUUGGGUAUUAGAAGUGACUACUUCCGCUGGUAAGAAAUGCUCAUAUUCCCUUGAUGCAUUCACUCGUCCUGAUAUAAAAAAGGGUAUGUUUACAAUGUGAAGAGUGUACAUUUCUUCAAUAUCAUAGCUUUAGCAAUUUUUUUAUGCCUCAACUGUGAAAUUGCAAAUAAAAUCCAUCAUUUAAUACUAAUGAGGUUUUAGAGUGUAUUCGCACUGAUAAUUUUUUCAGAUUUUCGAAAACUUGUUCAAAACACGCUCUCACCAUUGAAUCACCAUCUGAAUUUUGUUUUGAAACAUGUGCCCAUAAUUUGAACCAAAGCAUUCCUUAUUUUACUCAACUGAAUGGAGGAUAUUUUCCAUGAAUUUCUGGUGACUCGAGGUAUUGGAAAUUAUGUUUUUUAAUGUCAACAUAUAUUUAGCUAAUUUUACCCUAUGCAUUUUCUAGGAAAAUGAUCAGACAGUAAAGUCUGCAUGAGUGCAUCUCACUCGUUUUUAAUUGAUAAAAUAAUUGAUAAUCCACUUAUUUUAUUUUGAGCAUCUCACUCUAAUACACUUUACGUAAUGAAUGAAGUAAUUUAAAGGAAAGGAAACCCAUACUGGUGGGGUCUAACGGAUCUAUAUAAAAAAUAUCCUCACCUCUAUAAAAUAAUAUAUUUCGUAAUUCUUCCAACACAUCAAUUAUUGACUACUCAUAUUCAUUCCGAUGAUCAUCUGCCAAUAUAUAUUGAUUUUAGCUAGAGAAACACGGUCUUAUUCAUAUUCGGCACUUGGCUUAUUUCAGGUGCGGUGGAGUGAUGGGAAAAUAUGCAGCUGGCGGAGAACUUAAGCCCCCAAUUACAGGUUUAUGAGACUAAUCAUCAUGCGUGCUAUUUUCGUUUAUUUUUACAAAAGAAAGAAGGCUUACGCAUUCACCUUUUUGAAGCACAUUAUGAUCUAACAACACUUCGCGCUGAUGUGAACCUGUUCUUGAACAUAUGAUUGCGCGUUCUUCUCUUUUUUUUUUACUGAUCUGUUUGAAAUAAAUUCCCUCUACUCAUAGGCUGUUACAAAUUCCAGAUAAUGGUUGACAUCGUAUACCCACGUGCUUCCGUAUUAGAAUAGUAUAUUACCUUUUGGUUCUUUACUUUUGACUUUUUGAGCCCUGAUAACUUUUUAUUAUUGGUCUUCUCCACCGCAUUAUAUCCCUAAAUGACUUCAAGUUGGGUGCUUGAUGUGAAUUUAUCUGCAUUGUAUCCCUCUGAUUAUCUGCUUUUUCUAUUGCACACGACUGUCUAACUUGUUCUAUGAGAAAUACUCAUUACUCUAUUUCUGUCGGUCACCAGCUUCUAGCCGUGGAUCUGGCAAGCAUCCUCAGCUUAUGCCGUCGACACCAAGGUGGGCUGUUGCAAAUGGAGCUGGUGUAAUUUUGAGUGUUUGUGAUGAGGAAGUUGCUCGUUACGAGACUGCAAAUUUAACCGCUGCAGCUGUUCCCGCGCUUUUGCUUCCACCUCCGACAACUCCUUUAGAUGAGCAUCUUGUUGCAGGGUUACCCCCUCUUGAACCAUAUGCUCGGCUGUUCCAUCGGUAGGUCUUUAAGACCGAUCAAGUCAUUACCGUUUUAUGCUCUCAAAAGUUCCGUCUUUGUGACAAUAUUAUUUUAUGUAUCAUUGGUUUUAGUUACUACGCCAUUGCCACUCCGAGUGCCACCCAACGGCUUCUUCUUGGACUCCUGGAGGCACCACCUUCUUGGGCACCAGAUGCAUUAGAUGCUGCUGUACAAUUGGUGGAACUCCUCAGGGCAGCUGAGGAUUAUGCGACAGGCAUGAGGGUAAGGAAGUUGUAGAGCCAGACUACCAUACUCUCCGUUUGCUAUAUUAUUUACCAUUCUUAGGUGCUCACGAUUUUUAUACUGUAUGUUAAUGCGAUCCUCAUUAUUAGGUGCGGCACGUUGCGUAAGGGUCGUGAUGAUUUAGUUGUUUGCAUUUAAUACCUUUAUCGAAUGGUUGAGGCUUUUUUCCUCUUUAUUUUUUUUCCAAUCCCAUUGCGAGAUUGCCGUGCGCUUGAAACGCAUCGAACUGUCAGAUUUCUUCCUAUCAGAAAUGCACCGAGACUAAAGUACUUCUCUCUGUCAUUCCAGCUCCCACGAAACUGGAUGCAUUUGCAUUUUCUGCGUGCAAUUGGGACGGCAAUGUCUAUGAGGGCGGGCAUAGCUGCGGACGCUGCUGCAGCCUUGUUGUUUCGCGUGCUUUCACAGCCCACUCUUCUUUUUCCUCCAUUGAGGCAGGCCGAAGGAGUUGAGGUCCUUCAUGAACCUCUCGGUGGUUACGUGUCUCCCUUUAGAAAACAGGUUAGACCCGAAGCUAAAACUCUGAUCUUUUUCUGGUCUAUAUUCUCAAAGCGAUGUUCAUCUGCUUCUGCUGCUUUCUUGGUCCCCAUGCUCCUUCCUUCCACUAACUAAUACACUUCCACCCAAUUGCACAACCAGAUGGAGGCUUCUGGCGACGAAGCCACCAUGGAAGCCACUGCCCAGGGGAUCGCUUCAAUGCUAUGUGCACACGGCCCAGACGUCGAGUGGAGGAUCUGUACCAUCUGGGAAGCCGCUUAUGGUCUUCUCCCUUUGAGCUCCUCGGCUGUAGAUCUGCCCGAAAUCGUCGUCGCAUCUCCGUUACAGCCGCCUCCCUUAUCGUGGAAUUUAUAUUUGCCUCUGAUCAAAGUCCUGGAAUAUCUUCCUCGUGGAAGCCCAUCUGAAGCGUGCCUUAUGAGGAUCUUCGUAGCCACCGUGGAAGCAAUUCUUAGAAGAACAUUUCCACCCGAAUCAUCCGUGGAGAAGGCAAAAAAGUCGAGGAUUAACGGCGGUAUGUGGUCUACUCCCAAGAAUCUUGCUGUGGCUGAGCUUCGUACAAUGGUCCAUUCACUGUUUCUGGAGGCGUGUGCCUCCAUGGAUCUUGCUUCUCGUCUGCUAUUCGUCGUGCUGACCGUGUGCGUGAGCCAUGAAGCGCUUCCCAAUGGGAGCAAGAGGCCCACAGGGGAUUUCGUUCAGUCUUCUGACGAUAUUGCGGGAGAAGGAAAGAAUAUCAACGGGAAGACGAACAUGAAGAGCAGAACGAGGAAGAAGCAGGGCCCCGUCGCAACGUUCGAUUCCUAUGUUCUUGCUGCCGUCUGUGCUUUGGCUUGUGAGCUUCAGUUGUUCCCCUUCAUCUCGAAGAGCAGCAGUAAGUCUUCCGACUCCAAGGACCCCCUGAGGAUCUCGAAAUCUGCCGGAGUUAAUGGGGAAUGCAAUGAUCUGGAGAACGGGAUCGGCUCCGCGGUUCAUCACUCUCGCAGGAUAUUAGGGAUUUUGGAAGCACUCUUCUCCCUGAAGCCGUCCUCGGUGGGCACCUCCUGGAGUUACAGCUCAAACGAGAUUGUGGCCGCGGCCAUGGUUGCAGCUCAUGUUUCUGACUUAUUUGGACGAUCAAAGGCCUGCACGAAUGCUCUCUCUGUCCUCAUGCGGUGUAAGUGGGACACGGAGAUCUGCACGAGAGCGUCCUCACUUUAUCACCUGAUAGACAUCCACGGUAAGACUGUUGCAUCCAUCGUCGACAAGGCGGAACCCCUGGAGGCGCGUGCCCCUCUGUGGAGGGACUCCCUGGUCUGUUACAGUGGUAAGAAGCCGAACAACUAUUCGAGCAGCAGAAGCUACGAAGCAGGGGGGCCUUCCACUCUGCAGCGCGAAGGAGACGGUGAAUCCGGGGCCACGGGGCCGUUUAUUGGUUGCGAGAAAGCCAUCCUGUUGGGAGAUAAUGUGGUGAACACCUCAGGGAAGACCAUUGCGAGCUUACUGGAAGAUGCCUCGGACUUGGCUAAUUUUCUCACUGCAGAUCGGCACAUCGGGUUCAACUGUAGUGCCCAAGCUCUUCUGAGAUCCGUGCUCGCAGAGAAGCACGAAUUAUGCUUCUCCGUCGUUUCUCUGCUGUGGCACAAGCUGAUUGCGGCGCCAGAAACACAAAUGAGUCCAGAGAGUACAUCCGCUCAGCAGGGUUGGAGGCAGGUAAGCGCGGUUCACUACCCCACCGAUGAAUUUGCAAGCAAUUCCUGCCUUCCUUCCUUUGGCGAUAUGGCAGACUUUUCGUUUAUUUAUCGCAUGCGAGCACUAAAAGAUUAUGUCUCCCAUUCUUCAUCUGGGUUCAGGUAGUUGACGCCUUGUGCAACGUGGUGGCUGCAUCGCCGACGAAAGCAUCGACGGCGAUUGUUCUCCAGGUAUGCAGUGGACUCUCUCUCUCUCUCUCUCUGUGUCUCUGCCCCCAACCCGCAUUUGUCUUUAUUGUUUCCGUACUUUGAUCGCCCUGCAGGCAGAGAAAGACUUGCAGCCAUGGAUUGCCAGAGAUGAUGAGCAGGGUCAAAAGCUCUGGAGGAUCAACCAGCGCAUCGUCAAAUUGAUCGUAGAACUGAUGAGAAGUCACGAAAGCCCUGAAGCAUUAAUUAUUUUGGCGAGUGCUUCAGAUCUUCUGCUCCGCGCCACGGAUGGAAUGCUUGUCGACGGCGAGGCCUGCACUCUGCCGCAACUGGAGGUAAUGCUUCCCCUCCCAAGAACGCAUAGAUGCAAUUCCGUUUCUUUUAGAUGCAACUUCUCCAUCGCUUGAGCUCGGUUUUCUCGGAUAAGCUUUCUCGCGUCGCUUCGUCAUGAUCGACGAUAUCUCCAUGCAUUGACAACUUCUCCCUCCCCUCCCCCCCCCCUCGAGAACCUUCAUUUGGCCGCUGAUCACACUCUGAAAAGAGACCGAAAUCCGUCACUUCCACACCUCCGGUGGACCUGCAUCUCUGUAGUUGUUGUAGGAGGUGUCGCCGUCGGACUGCCCGCGGUGUUGCCGCUAUGCUCAUCCCGAGAACCCCCCUCCCUCCCUCUUCAUUCUGAAAAAUCGAAUCGAGGCAGGUGCCAAUCAAGUCCUGUCCAGUCCAGUCUAGUACAAUCUCAUCGUAUGGGAUCUUUCUGUCUGUUCUGUGUUGAUACUGGGUCUGUUUUCAUCACUAACUGUGUUCCGCCUGAUUGUUGAAUCCUCUGAGAUCCUUUCCCAUCUAUAUGGAAAAUACAUGAGCAGCUCCUGGAAGUGACAGCAAGGGCCGUACAGCUCGUCCUCUACUGGGGCGAAUCCGGGUUGGCCGCCGCCGACGGCCUCUCCAACCUCCUCAAGGUGGGCACACCCUUCUCUUCUUUCUCCAACCCCCCACUUCCCCCCUUCUCUCUCUUUCUCUCUCUCUCUCUCGUCUCUAUCUCUCACCGACUGACGAGGCCCCCAUGCAUGCGGUUGCCUGCGCAGUGCCGGCUGCCCGCAACGAUCCGGUGCCUCUCCCACCCGAGCGCGCACGUGCGGGCGCUGAGCACGUCGGUCCUGAGGGACAUCCUGAACAGCACGCCGAUGCAGCAAGGCAGCAAUAGCAUGGGCGGCGGCGGGGGGGAGGAGCCCUGUGGGGCCCAGUACCGGGGGCUGAACCUGGGGGCCGUCGACUGGCACGCCGACAUCGAGAAGUGCCUCAUGUGGGAGGUCCACAGCCGCCGCGCCACCGGGAUGACCCUCGCCUUCCUCAACGACGCCGCCAAGGAGCUCGGCUGCACCACGGCCACCACCUGCUGA
Messenger RNA from Spirodela intermedia, 8934 nucleotides. Lineage: Eukaryota; Viridiplantae; Streptophyta; Magnoliopsida; Alismatales; Araceae. The record is from the annotation of a GenBank genome assembly.